Messenger RNA from Hordeum vulgare subsp. vulgare (domesticated barley), 1945 nucleotides. RefSeq lists its product as uncharacterized. The transcript has 10 exons. Bases 843 to 1550 code for a protein of 235 amino acids. NCBI's taxonomy places the organism in Eukaryota, Viridiplantae, Streptophyta, Magnoliopsida, Poales, Poaceae. The record is from RefSeq and is a predicted model, not a curated record.
CUCAAGACUAGUUUUAGCCCCUCUUUAGUCAGGGGUGCUUGAAACUUUAGCCUCUUAAAGAGACUAUUUUUAGUCAGACUAAACUAAUUUCCUUGGAUCCCAGCACCCUCUAAAUUUCUCUCUGUUGCCCCCUUGUGCUGUUAUCUCCUUGAUUUUAACUGGUAAGGAAAAUACCUGGACAUAAACAAAUUCGGGAUUGCCAAAUCUGCUCUCGUCCACUCCUUCCUUCCUCCCCGCAAGAGACAGAGGCUCCCGUUUCUCAUUCUUCCCCCGACCUGACCUAGCCGCCAGUCGCGAGAGCUGCUCCGCCGCGUUCUUCCCCCUCCCCUGCCUUCCAUUGCUGGCCCAAGGUGUUGUGUGGGAUUCAUAUGGGGAUUUGAGUGGGAGGGGCUGGAUUGACGAAGGGGUGUGAUGGAUCUGAAAAGUGGGUAUGAGCAAGAGUUAGACAGAAUUGGGGGGUUCAGUGGAAGGCAAGCCAACAAAGGGGCAUAAGAUGCAAGGCGCACCAGCUGGGGGGGUUAAAAUCAAUUCUCCCGACCCGGACGCCCUGCCUAGACCGACACGCCGCACCCUUCCCCGUCCUCCAACUCAAGACGCCCUGCUGCUGCCGCGCCAGAGCCACCCAUCACGCCCAGCCACCAGCGGCCAGCCACAUCAGUCUCCCCGGCGGCCGGUGGUGUGCAGGCGUGCACCCUGGGACCUGGGGCCUGGAGACGUGCGGCAUAACAAGCUAGCAGCUGGGGGCUGAGCAGCAGCCUGCAGCCACUUUUUUACAGAGUCAAUUUGCGGUUUGUCCAGAGCCGAAGUCGGAUAUUUCCCCGUGUCAGGUUUAGUUGGAUUUUAUGGUGGAUGAAGGAGCAGCACACCAGGUGUCCCCACUGAUGGUGCCAAUGUCCAAGGAGGAAGCCCGGCGCCGCUUCUUUGAUUUUAUGACCAAGGUUACGCAAUAUGAGGAGCUAGUUGAUGCAGGAAAAAUGUUUCUUGUAAAAUUUCAUCAGGAAUUAGAGCAUUUUCGAAGACCAACGAUUCCCAUGGAAUCAGGUGCUGUUAGUCAGUUAGUCAAAUCUAACUACACUGAUCGACUGAAGUCCUAUCUUGAAGCAGGAUGCCACCUUCAGCACCAAAGUGUCCGGAAUAUUAACCAGUUACAGUCUUGCGAGGAGAAACUUGAGGACCAUAUAAACAAAGCUAAAGUUUUGAUUGAAGAACUUGAAUGCCUGGCCGAGGAUGUUUAUAGCACUACGCUAACAGCCAGCCUUAGUAUCUUAGAAGCUUCAGAUUGCUCUGAUGGUGAUAAUAACCUGCCAGCAGAUUGUUGUGAGGAUGAAGGGCAAUCUGUGGAUCCGCUGGACAGCGCAGUAUCUUACUCGAGUGUUAUGAUUCUGGUUCACAAUAUGUUAAAGCUGGAUUACUCGAUGCAGGAGAAGAUAGUCAAGGCACUGAGCCUUAAAACACCAUCGUCGGAGCUAGAUGGCUAUUGUCUGAUGUGGGAUUUGCGGCCAUAUGUUGAUGACAAUGUGAUGCAUCUUGCCUGGAAAUUCAUUUCAUAGAAGCGGAAGCGGGACCAUGCUUGAUGAUAAACUGAGCAGCGUGAACAUUAGUGCCUCAUAGACAAUGAUUUUCCUGCAAGUAUCCCCAUUUACCCUUAGCAGUUUAAAUCUUUCAGAGAUAUUUCUUGAUUCUUAAGUUGGCUAUUUCCUAACUUUUGUUAGUUAGGCUUACCCUCCAAGUUUGUAAGUUGGCUAGCCUAGCAAUAUCAGUGAAUAGACAAAAAAUCAUCUCUCCCAAGUUUCUCCCCUGGGGCAGCCUUCUCUUGGCUGGGUGUCGCAUCUCAUCUCUCAUCUCUCCAAGGCGAUCUAAGACGAUUCAUAAGAAACAUAAUGGCAGUUUGGUGAUCCAGCCAUCUUAACCAAACUGAAUCGAUAUUUUCCUGGUUUGCAUUCAA